Molecule: messenger RNA, 3117 nt
Organism: Dendrobium catenatum
Lineage: Eukaryota; Viridiplantae; Streptophyta; Magnoliopsida; Asparagales; Orchidaceae
Exons: 10
Coding region: 899-2983 (694 amino acids)
Source: RefSeq, a predicted model, not a curated record
AUGAUGAUUUUAUUCUCCGCAUCACAUCGGAAUAACCACGUUGCAUCAUCACCCAUAUGGAUAAACAUCAAACCCUAUGAUCCGAAUGCCUGCCACAUGGGACCGGGCACAUCAACAGCGCGGGGCCCACACAUCUACGCGGUCGCGACUUUCCCCGCGGAUCCCAAAAUAAGAAUAGCUCCUCACGCGUCUCAUCCAUAAUUUGAAUCAACUUCCCUCUCGCGUCCGGUUCGCUCGCUCAACCUGUUUCGUAUUCAGAACCCUCACUUGAUCCCGCCGCUUUCCAUCUCGCGACGCCGAAGACGAACGCACUUUCUUUUUUCAUAUUUUUUUACUUCCCGAAUCUGCGAGCUCUGAUGACUUCCUUCGGAAACAAUCGCCUGUCUUUCUCCAUUCUUGUUCUUCUGCGUUUCUCGAAUGUCCUUUUGCAAUUCGCUAGGAGCCGGUCGCGAUUGAGGUGAGCGGCCGGCGGCGACGCGGAUCUCGUGGGAGAGAUGCUGAGAUCGUGAUAUCAUAUUAUCGUAUUGGUAAGGAUUGGGACGGAUUUGGCUUGACGACAUCCCAGCGACGUGGCGGAGACGAGUGGAAUCGCUUAAGCCGCCCUGCCUUGCAAGCUAAGCUAUCCCCAUUGUUGACCCGUGGAAUGGAGUAAAAGCUGGGAAGCGGAGUGUGAGAGAGAGAGAGAGGGAGGCGGGGAGUUUAAUUGCCUCUCUCUCUUUCUGUCAAUUUACUUCUUGGGUCCCCUGUCGGGAUUCUGCGUUGGCGUGGUCGCUUUGUUUGCUAACUCUAUCCGUUGCUCUCAUCCCGAUUCCGUACUUUUUUGGAUUGAAUUUGGGCUUGAAUAGUUUUAAUUUGUUAAUUGUCGUCAAGACUAUGAUUGCUCUGCGUUUGUAAUGCAAUGAGUACCAGCGGCGAUCGGCAUUUUUUUCCCCUAACAAGUUUGCAAAUUGGGGAUAUGCAGUCUUAUCUUUCUACCUUGACUCUCUUUUUGGCUCCUGAAAGCAACAAAUUUUUUGUCCUGGUUGACAACAGACCAUGGUUGAUUGACCAAGACAAGAGAACUGCUUACCUAUGGCAACUGAUGGUCACCAAGUCAAGGCUCUCACCCUUUGCAAACACAAGGUUGAAGAGGGAGCAAAAAAUUAGUGGAAGGAAGCUUGAUUUUGCAAACAGCCAUAGAUCCAAUCCCAUCAAGCUCAGGAAAUUAAAUAAGUGGUUCACAGUGAUUGAUGCAGCAACAUGUCAAAAGAGAGUGCUACUCCCUGUAAAGAAACUUAAGGAGUCUUUCUUCUUGAAUAAAGAGCUUCAUCGUAUCUUAUAUGGUUUUAUCAUCUUUGAGGUUGCGUGGAAUCAUGUGCGUGGUAUUAAUUAUCUAAAUGAGCUUCAGACUGAUACUUGUAUGGCAUUGGAGGUUAAGCUAAUGAAAAGAUGGGAAUUUGAUAGCAUUGAGCAAGCUUUAAACUGCAUAUCUUCAUGGUAUUCAGGAACUAACCAUGAAAGAGCUAUAUUACAUAACUAUUUGGCUGAUAUUGGGGAUGUAUUUUAUGAUGUACAGGAAGAUAUAUCAUCUUUGUCCUUCCAUAAUUUAAGUGAUGAUGAAAGUCAAGAAGAUAAACUUUCCUGUUAUGUGGGUUCUACUUCUCUUGAUAUUGAUGCCUCAACCAGCUAUACUUAUAUCCCACCAACUUGUGGGCCUUAUAAAAAGAGAAAGAUCAUGAAAGUAAGUGCUGAAGUUGAUGAAGCGAUUGAGGUGUAUGGUGAAGUUAUUUGCUGUUCAAGGUCUGCAUUACAACCUCACAGCCCCAACUAUGAUAAUGCGGGGUUAAAUUUUGAGCCAACCACAUACAAGGAUGGCUUGGUUCUUUUCAAAUUUAAUGAUCAUGAUCUUCCAUUUAAGUUGAAAGAUAUAAUAAUGUCAGAUUUAAGGCUUCUUACGCUACUGGAGUAUGGGCUUCCUUCUUGGGUGAUUUUCUUCCAGUCAUACCCAGUUUUCAGCCAAAUAUACCGCCCAUGGAUGUGUCCCCUUGCUAGAGCUUUGUACGUCAUUAUUUCUGUAGUGACUGUUGUUAUUGGAUUCUAUGACCUAUAUAAGAAUGUUCCACUGUUGAAGGCAACUGCAUCUGGCUUGUUUGGGCCUUUGUUUGACUGGAUAGAGUCGUGGGAAAUGAUUUCCAGGCUUAAGUAUUUGGGAACCAUGUUAUUUCUUCAUAACUUUGAGAAAGCCAUAAAAUGGUUUCUUAUGGCCACUAGAGCAGUUAGAUCUUUUGUUUCAAUUUUAACCCGGCCAGUUGCUGCACCACUAAUGGAGCUCUGGGAAUUAGUCAUUCCCAUCUGGAAUAUAUGCUUUGAAACUAUAGAAAAUCUUGGCUCAGUUGUGUGGGUUUUAUUGGAGUCUUCAUACACCGUGGUUUUGGGCUUGCUGCAAAUGUUACUGUGGCCUUUCUGGCUCCUCUGUAGCACCAUAUCAAGUUUUGCUACUUUGAUCAUAUGUCCUAUACUUUGGACCUUUUGGGAGAUCUUCAUAGCUCCUGUUCGUUUGGUUUCUGCAAUGGUCAAUUUCGUAGUGAUGGUUUUUUGCAAUCUCUAUUUUGUCAUGAGAGACACCUGGUCAUCUAUAAGUGCUUUAUUCCAGUUUACACCUACAUUCCAAGCAACAGAAGUUGCCUCUGAAGCUUCAAUGUGGCGAUCACUUUGGAAUGACCUUUUCUCUCAGGUUUUUCGUGCACUUCGCAGCAUCUUAUAUGGCUUUGUUGCUUUCUUUACAACCUGCAAUAGGCAUCGGUUGAGCAUAUACAAUCAUUUUCAAGAGCUUCUUGUGCACUUUUCUAACGUUAGAAAUGCUAAGUUGGCCCAUGCCUGGAAGAAGAGUUUGGAUGAAAAUCAUAAAGAUGGAAGCAGCAAGUCUACAGCAAAGCAGAGCUUACGACCUAAAGAGAAGUCCUAUAGGAGGAGAAGCACCAUUAAGCAAAGAGAUAUGAGAUGAGAAAAUCCACAACACAACCAAAACACACCCACAUUACUUUUUUUUUUCUUUUUUCUCAGUAAUUUAGCAUUUAUGUGCUGUAAAUAUGUGUAAUUAAGAUUAUAUUAUUUUUUAAAGUUUUUUUUUUAAAUUCA